AUGAGUCAUGUCGGCAAGGCAACGCUAGCAUCCAAUGCUGUACUCAGUCCUUCACAUCGUGCAACAACCUCCGAACACAUUCAAAGCGUCAUUGUCACUGCAGCCUUACAUGCCGCUGACAGCCCCGAUCCACCUAAUGAAUACCUCGCCAACUUGCCACCCUUGAACGCACAGAUAUCAGCCAAGAACUUUGUACGUUUCGCUUCACGAUGUGGAUUCAUGUUUGCUUUUCGAGAUGCUGUAUUGCUCCUGCUCAGCUGGGAUAAACCCUUGGAUACCAUGGUUGCCAUGGUGGGAUACAUUCUUGUAUGCAUGUAUCCACGACUCUUAUUACUUGCACCCCACGCCAUUCUUCUUCAUUUACUCCUUGCAAGCUAUCAAAAGCAACAAGAUCUACUCAAGAUCAGACGUGAAGGAUCACCCGAGUAUUUACGCAACAUGCAAAACUUACAAAACAUGAUGGGCGAGAUCAGCAACUUGUACGACACUGCUUCUGCUUAUCAGCGAUAUAUUGAUUGGUCCGAUGAAAAGUUGACAAUGUCGAUCUUGCAGGCCACACUUGCAUCAGCUGUUGCACUUGGUAUCAUUGUAUGGUGGAUCCCAUUGAGAUUAUGUGCUUUGGUUGGUGGAUGCUCAUUGUUCCUUGCCAAUACACGAUUUGCAAAGUACUGCUGGCGAGAGCUUGGACCUGAUGCGAUGGUUUAUGCACAAGAAAUGUUUAAUGGCGCAUCCGAUUGGUAUAAUGACCGACAGCAACAACAACCUGUAAAACAUGUUCAGCAAUCACAAGAACAAGGCACUGGUCAAAAUAAUGAUGAACAAGUUCAAGUGUCGCUUUAUGAGAAUCAACGAUGGUGGCCUGGCACUGGAUUUGCUCCUCAGAUGCUUGAAGGAGAGCGCAACCCAUGGUCUGAUUUAUCAGGUUCAGUGCAACUACAGCCAAAGGAAGAUAUGGCAGCUCCCAAAGGAUACCGAUGGUCGCAAGAUAAUUGGCACCUUGAUACAACUGGUCCAUGGAUUGAUGAUGUACUAGGGAUAGAGUUUCUUGUAUCGCCUGAAGAAGGAGGAUGGGUCUAUACAAACAAUCAUUGGGAGUAUGAAGGAAAGAGCAAUGGCAAAGAUCGACAAGGACGUUUGACACGAAGACGGCGAUGGAUCAGAAAUUGUAUACGAACCACAAACGACAUGCUUUAA
Messenger RNA from Lichtheimia ornata, 1194 nucleotides. RefSeq lists its product as uncharacterized. The record is from RefSeq and is a predicted model, not a curated record. Gene Ontology annotation, cellular component: peroxisomal membrane. Lineage: Eukaryota; Fungi; Mucoromycota; Mucoromycetes; Mucorales; Lichtheimiaceae. Bases 1 to 1194 code for a protein of 397 amino acids. Gene Ontology annotation, biological process: peroxisome organization. The transcript has 3 exons.